Molecule: messenger RNA, 2558 nt
Organism: Magallana angulata
Lineage: Eukaryota; Metazoa; Mollusca; Bivalvia; Ostreida; Ostreidae
Product: tribbles homolog 2-like
Exons: 3
Coding region: 633-1658 (341 amino acids)
Biological process (GO): positive regulation of proteasomal ubiquitin-dependent protein catabolic process; regulation of MAP kinase activity; protein phosphorylation
Cellular component (GO): nucleus
Molecular function (GO): mitogen-activated protein kinase kinase binding; protein kinase activity; ATP binding
Source: RefSeq, a predicted model, not a curated record
CCCGCUGUCUUUCUAUUCUUGAUACACGUUGCCAACAGCACAAUGGAGAAAGCUAGACGCAGUAUGUCCAGAAUCCUCUAAACAGGAGGGGGAAAGUGUGCCCUUCCCAAGAGAAAGAAAAUUAGUGGUAGGUUUCUUUAAAGAACAAGAAAGAACGGUGUGAAGAAGUUUUCAACUUUUUACUGACGGAUUUAAAACGAGAAUCGCAGUUUUCCGCUAUAUCGACCGACUCUAGUGUUUAUUCCUUGUACGCAAUUUCAUCAUAAAGUGAAACUUCUGUGAUUGCAACGUUAUUGCACACCUAAGAUAGACUUUGGGUAAGGGCACAAAAUAGAUUUCCUCUCAAAGGACCAGACAUUACAAAAGAUUCCAGUUUUGGACCAUUUUGUUAUUCUGUGAUUAACGGAACACUUGCACGAGAUUUCAUUGUUCGUUAAACGUUACGUAACUGUGAUACUGAAAUUAACGAUUUUUAAUGUGAUUCAACAAUAUUUUAUUUAGCUUGUAUAAAAGAACGUCGAUCGUCAACAUAGGUGAUCUAACUUAUUUGAAGGAAACUCAACCGAAGAAAUCGGUAAGGAAGUUGGGGAUUCCUGAACUCUUAACAACAAAGGAAGGAAUCAACCUCCUUUAUGAAUAUUACGCGGGUAAGGCCCAGGCUGCAUAUCUCAAAGCAUGGGCGUCAAAAGAAAGAAGAUUUAUUUGACAUUCAACAAUCAAACCUAAACUCGACACUUAGUCCUGAUGUGCAACUCUCAGUACCAGAAUUUCCAAAGAAGUCUAGUGCACAAAAUGCUUCGAAAAUUGGAAGAUACAUUUUACUUGACCAGCAAGAAGGGGAGACGUUUAGGGCUGUUAACUGGCAAACCUAUGAAGAAUACAUCUGCAAGGUUUUUCCUGUAAAUACAUACAGAGAUAAUCUUGCACCAUACUGGCAGGUUGAUGAUCAUGAUAACAUCAGCUCCAUUUCGGAGAUCAUUCUCGGAGAAACGAAAGCUUAUGUCAUUUUUGAUCGUCAUUACGGAGACCUGCAUUCAUAUGUGAGACAGAAGAAAAAGUUACGAGAAGAGGAGGCUUCGCGGCUGAUGGAGCAAAUUGUGGCCGCUGUUUUACAUUGUCAUGAAAACGGAGUGGUUCUGCGAGAUCUCAAGCUUCGAAAAUUUGUCUUCAAAAAUCAAGAAAGGACAGAGCUUCGAUUGGAUGGCUUGGAGGAUGCUUACAUUCUGAACGACGACAGCGACGAUCAACUUACAGACAAGCAUGGCUGUCCUGCAUAUGUCAGCCCAGAAAUUCUCAACCCAAAUGAGACGUACUCGGGCCGAUCCGCAGACGUCUGGAGUCUGGGUGUCAUGUUAUAUACCAUGUUGGUAGGAAGAUACCCUUUCCAUGAUUGCGACCCAAGUGCGCUGUUUGGAAAAAUCCGUCGAGGGCAAUUCUCUGUCCCGCCUGGUCUGUCUCCAAAAGCUCGAUGCUUGAUCAAAAAUCUGUUGAGGAGGGAACCCCAAGAUCGCCUCUCUGCUGACCAAAUUCUGAAACAUCCCUGGUUUACCAAUUGCUCUUCAACUUCCAGCUUUGUGACCAUCAUUGACCACAAAAACAUGGACCAAAUGGUCCCAAACAUGGUUGUUCACGAAGCAGAAGACAAUUUCUUUGUAUAACUUGUUCCUGAGAAACUUUCCAUAGAAAAGAACUGAGAAAUCGGGCGUAUGAAGCGGGUAGAGCACAUUAAUGCAACAUUUUAGCAUAUUGUUAUAAGGAACUUUGUGCAGUUAUUUAUGUAACUGUUAAUUGCUGCUGAAAAAUGUGCUGGAUUGUGAAACAUUCAGGAGCAAAGCUGCUUUAGACUUAACAAAUAAUUUUUUGCAAUGGACAACUUGUUUAAAUUUUGAUGAGAUAUGUGCCAAGUUCAUGUCAUGAGCAAAUGCAUUCUGUUGUAAAUUGUACAUGUGAAUGGUAUCACCUAUCAUAAUCAUAUUAAUAUAAAACUAAUUUGUGUUGAGUCGCAAGAGUAAGAUCUCCAUGAAGAACACAUAGGCCAGUUUCUGUGUUGGUUGAAUGUCUGAAAUUGUGUGCUGCUGUGUAAAUGAGGUGAUGCAAAAUGUGGGUGUCAUGUGUUGUUUUGCUUAUAUGUGUACAUAAGUGGCCUUGUGUGUGUGUUAGAAAUGAAACAUUCCACAGGCAGCAAGUGUGACACAGUCAUGUACAGUAAGGUGAUGAGUGACAAUUUAUGAGUGGUCUAAUUUAUUUUGUCAUGUAAUGAAGGGAGGGGGGAGGGGAGGGGGUGCAAUUGUAGAGGACUGCUAAAUGUCGUUCAUUUCUUUUAGAAUUGGCAAUUUUGUACCCUGCAUUGCUGUAAAAAAAAAUUUGUUUUUUUUGUUUGUUAACAAUAUCCCAUACAGUAGUGUAUUUUUGGGGACAAAUUUCAAUAUCUCUAUAGAACAGACGACGGUAGUCAUUUGUGUGUGAACGUGUGAUGUUUUCUUGUGUAAAAAACAAACAAAGGCUUUGCCCUCUGUAUUUGUUAAUCACAUAAUAAAAAUGUUAAGAAUAAAAAAAAA